Molecule: messenger RNA, 532 nt
Organism: Haliotis rubra (blacklip abalone)
Lineage: Eukaryota; Metazoa; Mollusca; Gastropoda; Lepetellida; Haliotidae
Exons: 2
Coding region: 17-532 (171 amino acids)
Source: RefSeq, a predicted model, not a curated record
ACAUGAGAUAUUCAAAAUGAGUUUGAUGUCUGUUGGAGUAUAUGCUAUAGCUCUAUUGAUGACGUAUGUUGUGAAACAAAAGCAGUUUGUCAACAGUAGGUGUGAGGAGUGUGAAGUGAGAUAUGUCCCAUCUUUUGACGACUUGAUGGUCCUGGAGUACAAGAUGUGGACGAAGCAAGCCCCGAGACAGGACCAAUGUUACAGGCUCUGCCAGCUGGAUGUCCCCUGCCUCAGUUUCCAAUACAACGAAGUCACCAAGCUAUGCCGCGGGUACGCCUCUGGUUUCACGUCGCCAACCAUCGUCCAGACAUCUGCGGAAAAUGGGACUAAACUAUACGUGACAUGCAGAGCGACAAAUCACAUGGGCUCAGCGUGUGCCCUUGCUGGAGACUGUCUUGCCCCUGCAACUGGCUGUGUUGACGGGAUCUGCAACUGUUCCACCGAUCACAAGUACUCCAUGCACACAUGGUCGUGCUUCAAAUGUAAGUCAAUGCAAGACACAAAGGACAACACACGACAACUGUUCUGUUGA